This is a messenger RNA of Paramecium sonneborni, 624 nucleotides long. NCBI's taxonomy places the organism in Eukaryota, Ciliophora, Oligohymenophorea, Peniculida, Parameciidae. The record is from the annotation of a GenBank genome assembly.
AUGGAGGAUCUAUGUCAAAACUGUAAACAUCGUUAAUUGAGAUCAAGAAUGGUAGGUAAGAAGUUAAGUUCAAAUUUAAUGGAUUAGAUAUAAAAGAUACGAUCUCCAAGGAAUAUUGAAGAUCCAUAUAUAAAUGUGAUUGAAUAUUUAUAGAAUAUUCAUAAAAGAAAAGAAGAGAAACCAAAAUAAGCAAUAUAAUUUUAAAGACUUAAGACUCACACAUCAAAAUAAAGAACUGAGGUUUAAAUGGAAGAAGCAGCUACAAUAACAACAUCUCGUUUAGAUUAAUUUCCAUUGACUUAAUAGAUAUCAAGAGGUGCAAGUGGAAAUAAGAUAAUGAGUAGUGCUUUUUACAAAAUGAAAAGAAUGUGUUAAAGUUCAAGAGAUGGAUAGAAAAGAAGAAAUAUUGAGAUUGGUCCUAUGUUUAAUUAAGUUUCAAAAUAUAUCUAACCAUUAAGACCUACAACUGUGAGAAGUGUUAAUUCGAAGAUUGAUGAAAUAAUGAGAUCAACAUUAACAAGUGCUAGAUAAGAUUUAUUGAGACAUAGCAAAUCAGAAAUGCAUUUGAGAUUACCUGUUUCUAAUAAAUUAAGUGAAGUACAAUCCUUAAUGAAAAGAGAAUGA